Messenger RNA from Candidozyma haemuli, 1659 nucleotides. RefSeq lists its product as uncharacterized. The transcript has a single exon. The record is from RefSeq and is a predicted model, not a curated record. NCBI's taxonomy places the organism in Eukaryota, Fungi, Ascomycota, Pichiomycetes, Serinales, Metschnikowiaceae. The coding region runs from base 1 to 1659 and encodes 552 amino acids.
AUGUAUCCGCUGGUAUACCCUUCGGAAAUCCAAUAUCGCCCUGGACGGAUUCAAAGUCUUAAUGCAACCCAGGAGGUAGCGCUCAAGCAGUGCUGGGCCACCUUGUUGAAGCUGUGGGGCUACGACAUCUCAUUGACCAACGAUGACAUCUCCCUACCUGAUCUGUUUGUCCUGCUGUCAAUCGUGGAGAAGGCAGAUCAGCCUUCUUUGGCUGCAUCGACCACCAUGUACUCUGAAGCUGGCUCUUUGGGCUCUGCUCCAUCAGGAUCGUUGACGCUUCAAACCACCACCACAGCUCUGAGUGAAAAGAAAAAGAAGAAGAGCAAAUGGGGUCUUUUUCGCAGCAAAUCUCUGGCUCCCAAACAAGUGCUGCCUGGUCGGAAACUGGCGUUGGAAAACGGGUACUUGGAAAAGUAUUCCUUUGUGAGCAAGCCAUCGGACCACACCAGACACGUUUACUGCAACCACCACCACCUAGCAUAUGACGAGAAGAAAGAUCCGCUUGAAGAAGAGGGCUACGACGAUGAAUCCACCUUGGAAAAAGAAUCCCUCAGUUCGCUAGAGACUUUCCAUACUGCCCACUCCUCACCUGACCAUCAUCGCCAUCAUCACGUUCGUCCAAAGAAGAGUUUCCUGCUUAAAUCAGUCAAAUCCAGUUGCAAUGUCCAUCCAGCCGUCAGCAAAGUCAAACCAAAGGUCGUUCAUGCUGGCAUUGCUAGCAUGGUGAAGAAUGGUCUUCUAGAUAACAUGAUCCUUCGAUUCUGCAGAGCACGUAAGUUCAACCAUGAUGAUACCGUGCAAAUGCUUGUUAAGUCUGUUGUUUGGAAGCAAACCGAAUAUCCGGCUGAGAAAUGGGUACGUGAAUCAGACGGCCCAUCUUACUUUAGUGGCGAGAAUAAGGGGUUCAUCAAAAACCUCACCACAGGCAAGUCUUUUAUUCGAGGCCAUGACAGGUAUGGAAAUCCGCUUUUCGUCUUUCAAUCACGCAAGCAUUUCGCCCAUGACUCGCCCUUACCCGAGACUGAACGGUUUGCCACGGUUUUGAUUGAGUGGUGCCGUCUCUUCUCCAGAGAAGUGCAUGAUUCCGUCGAUGCGUUUACAGUGAUCUUUGACUUGACGGGCUUCUCUUUGAAGAACGCCGAUAACGCCCCUAUUAAGUUCUUGGCCUUCAUGUUUGAAGCCCACUACCCUGAGACGCUUGGGUUCAUCAUUGUGCAUAAUGCUCCAUGGAUCUUCUCCACGGUGUGGAACGUCAUUAAGAACUGGCUAGACCCAGCAGUUGUGUCCAAGAUCCAUUUCACCAAGGGCUACGAUGAGUUGGUGAACCUUAUAGAUCCAGAGCAUAUACCGUCAUACCUUGGAGGCGAUGAUACAGAUGAAGUGCCAUACCCUGUGCCCACUGCUGCCGAUUUGAGACCACCCAAGAGAAAAGACCUCAGAUACAAGCGUCUCCGACAACAAAGAGAUGAACUUUUCAUGCGUUUCAUUGAUGUGACUAGGAAAUGGUGUGAGAGUACAGACCCCGACAUGAGUUCGAGGUACUUAAGAGAUAAGAUUUUGAUCAAUUACCAGCUAUCAGAUAACUACAUUGAGCUUGACCCAUACAUUCGGAACCCAGGCAUGUACGAUAGGCUUGGUACUCUAGUUGUGAGGAACUAG